Molecule: messenger RNA, 1791 nt
Organism: Sinocyclocheilus anshuiensis
Lineage: Eukaryota; Metazoa; Chordata; Actinopteri; Cypriniformes; Cyprinidae
Gene: pmepa1
Product: prostate transmembrane protein, androgen induced 1
Exons: 4
Coding region: 264-1187 (307 amino acids)
Biological process (GO): negative regulation of transforming growth factor beta receptor signaling pathway
Cellular component (GO): Golgi membrane; early endosome membrane
Molecular function (GO): R-SMAD binding
Source: RefSeq, a predicted model, not a curated record
UGUUUGGUCAGGUUUGGUCAGAUUUAAACUCAUUUCUAAGGUCAAAUUUGCUCCCAAACUGCAGCUAAACACACACACACACACACAUGCGCGCCCCUCCUCUCUCUGUCUGUCUGGCUCGACUGCGAUCAGGAACAACCCUUGAGAAAGAGACGGGGGAGAGGCGGAGCUUUGACCUCUCAUGACCCCUCAUGACCCUUCCGGCACCCUGCGUCUGAUCUCUGAAUGUGAGUGUGAGAGAGUGUGUGUGUGUGAGUGUGUGUAUGUGUGUGUGGACAGUCAGUCAUUAUGAAUGUGUGUUUGUGUCUGGCUCUGCGCUCGUGGCUCACUUCACGUCCUCGCACCAUCAGCUGUCUCGCACUCUUUUUGUUUUCAUAUGCAAAACCGGCUCGCACAGACAAUUCAGUCUAGACCGGUGGUGCUCAGGCCCAUCUGCCGCGGGGUGUGUGGGGAUGCAGGAGCUUCAGUGUGAGUUUAACUCUGGUGGAUGUGGCAUCAUGCAGCUCCGUGAGGCGGACGCUUCGCAGCCGUGUGUUCAGAUGCGCUGCAGCGCCCAGCUGGAGUUUGUUCAGAUUCUGGUGAUCGUGGUGGUGAUGAUGAUGAUGGUGGUGGUGAUCACGUGUCUGCUGAAUCACUACAGACUGUCUGCGCGGUCUCUCAUCUCUCGCCACGGACGAGCGCACAGACGACACCUGCCCCUGCCGUCGGAGGGCAGUCUGUGGUGCUCUGAUGGUCCCGGCUCUUCUAGUGCCAUGAGCGAGCAGGUUUACGCUCCUCGACCGCCGGAUCGGGUGCGUCUGUCGCGCUUCCAACCCACGUUCCCGUAUCUCUCUCACACCAUCAUCGACCUCCCGCCCACCAUCGCUCUGUCAGACGGAGAGGAGCCUCCGCCGUACCAGGGCCCCUGUUCCCUUCAGCUGCGGGACCCGGAGCAACAGCUGGAGCUCAACCGCGAGUCGGUCCGAGCGCCGCCCAACCGCACCGUGUUCGACGGUCCGCUCAUCAGCGCCGAGGGCGCUCCUCCAGCCUACAGCGAGGUCAUCGGACACUACUACCACCCCACAUCAGUGCCGCGGCACGCACAGACCCAGUCCACACCGCCGCUGGUGCAGGGCUUGAUCCACAUCAGCCACACGGACAGCAGAAACACACGCAACAAAGACAAACCCAAAGCCCAGCUCGUCUAACGCCAGCGAGAACUUCCUGCUGCACAACAAGAUGCGGCUUCUCUUCCUCUUCCGUUGUUGCUUUCUCACUCAGACUUUCUGUUAAUAUUUACGUGUUAUUAUUUGUCCUCAACACUCUUAGGCUGAUGAUGCAUGGGCCAACUUUUUGAGCAGUGUUGCCGGGCAACUUUGGUUAAUGUUGCUGUCAACGGCAACCAGGUGAGACACAGGACCCAAGUAUCCAGAUAGAAAUGUGUUACCUAUUUUCAGUGGGAAAGUGCCCAAGCAACACUGCUCAAAAAAAGUUGCCCGGCAAAAUUGCUCAAAAAGUUCAUCAUCAGCCUUCGUCUCUCUCUGUACUCUGACAACAAACAAAAACCGCUUCCUUUCAGCCCAUUUCCCUGAGCGAUGGAGAACACUCGGUCUUCCUUUUAGAAACAUCAAUCGGAGUCUUGUGAUUCUUCAUCGCAGCAUUUCUGUCAAAUGUGCAUGACUUCCUCAUGAGAGUUUUGCACAACAUCCGAUGCAUCAGACUGUUCCUGCAGCAUACGCUGCUUCAGCGUUAAUAUACGUGUGUGUAUAUAGGCUACUAUAUAAAUAUAUAUAUACAUGGAAAACAUGAAAA